AGUGCGCACGCGCGUCCGUGGCGGAGGGGGAACCAGCCGCACCGACAGAGCCGUCGGGUUUGGGCAGCCGCGGGCGAGUGGAUCGGGCAACUCCCAAGGAGGCAGACGCAGGCGGACGGGCGGGUGCUGGGAACCGAGGGACAGGCCGUUCCCUCCGGUCUGUGAAGAAGGUCGGCGGCCCCAGCGGGUGCCAGUCAGCUUUAAGAAAAAGUAGAAAUCACUCCUGACUGUACUGCAUAGCAAAAAUUAAGUGACUUCCUAUACUGCAAAUCAUGGCACUAUCAUUCCGGAAGGACUUAGAAAAGUACAAGGACCUAGAUGAAGAUGAGCUCCUUGGGAAUCUAUCAGAAACAGAACUGAAACAGCUGGAAACUGUUCUGGAUGACCUUGACCCUGAGAAUGCCCUUCUGCCUGCAGGGUUCCGGCAGAAGAACCAGACGUCCAAGUCCGCCACAGGGCCAUUUGAUAGAGAACACCUCCUUUCAUACCUGGAGAAGGAGGCAUUGGAGCAUAAGGACAGGGAAGACUACGUGCCCUACACUGGAGAAAAAAAAGGGAAAAUAUUUAUCCCUAAACAGAAGCCUAUGCAGACUUUCACAGAAGAAAAAGUAUCUCUUGAUCCAGAAUUAGAAGAAGCUUUGACAAGUGCUUCUGAUACAGAAUUGUGUGACCUUGCAGCUAUUCUUGGGAUGCACAACUUGAUAACGAAUGUCCAGUUAUGUAAUAUAGUGGGAAGUAGUAAUGGUGUCGACCAAGAACAUUUUUCAAAUGUGGUAAAAGGUGAAAAGAUUCUUCCAGUAUUUGAUGAGCCACCAAAUCCAACCAAUGUUGAAGAGAGUUUAAAGAGAAUUAAAGAAAAUGAUGUUCGUCUUGUUGAAGUUAAUUUGAAUAAUAUAAAGAAUAUCCCAGUUCCAACCCUAAAAGAUUUUGCAAAAGCUUUGGAAACCAACACACACGUGAAAUAUUUCAGUCUUGCGGCCACACGGAGCAAUGACCCUGUCGCUGUUGCUUUUGCAGAUAUGCUGAAAGUGAACAAAACUUUGAAGAGCUUAAAUAUGGAGUCCAACUUUAUUACAGGAGCUGGUAUUCUAGCACUGAUUGAUGCUCUGAGAGAUAAUGAAAGCCUGGCGGAGCUCAAGAUUGACAAUCAGAGGCAGCAGCUGGGGACAGCUGUAGAAUUGGAAAUGGCCAAGAUGCUUGAGGAAAAUACAAACAUCCUUAAAUUUGGAUAUCAGUUUACACAGCAGGGACCCCGAACCAGGGCAGCUAACGCUAUAACAAAAAACAAUGAUUUAGUUCGCAAAAGACGAGUUGAAGGAGACCACCAGUAAGUCCACCAAGAUCCAAUCUUUGGGAGACUUGAAGGGUUCACCAAGAGCUCAUGGUGGUGAUGUCAGAUGUAACAUUUUCCUGGGUAGAAGGGAAAAGACUGGAAAUCUUUUUUUUUUUAAACUACAUGUAUCUUUUUUCUAGUUUACGUUAACAGUUUCAAACUGUAAAAUCAAUAGUAGGUGGUAUUUUGUAUUUUAUAACAUUUUUUCUUUCUGCUAAAAUCAAUUUUAAUUUAGCUUAAUUAAAUGGUUUGUGAUGAGCCAUGAGUUAAAAAGUACAAUUGUGAAAGAAGUUUAGGAAAUCAUUUAUGUAAAAUACUAUGAACAUUUUAAGGACCAAUCUUUUUUAAAUCAAAAAGGGACCUGACUGAUAUGAGAAUUGCUGUUGCACCUGUUAGGUACAAGACCCUCAUCAGAGCUUUCUUUCCUUAUCCCGUUGCAUGGAGUCCUUGCCGUGUUUUAGAAUACAUAAACUUGGCAAGAGUGUGCUUUCCGUUUCUAUCAAGAAAGCAAAAUGCCAAAAUUUUAAAACCGAUGACUCAAGAUCUGGUCCUCUGUUCAGGAGUACCAGCCCAUCUCUGGGAGAGAGAAAGGGGCCUCCUGCACAUUCCAGGACACCACACUUGUCUGAUGGAUGUGAGUUGGCAACACCUAGACUUGUUUAAACAAAGUCGUCGGCUUGGCCAGGUUCUGUACUUUGUUUAAAAGUAUAGUUAUGUCUAAAUUCAUUAUAGUUUUUUAUUUUAAUUGGGCAUUAUUAAAUUUUUGUGAAAGCUCGUAGUAAAAAGCAUCUAAGUAGGCAAGCUGUUUUCUUCCCUGUAAAAGCCAUAGGGCCAACUCUUACUUUAGAUAAUAAGAAAAAAGAAGGCUAUUACUAAACACGUGAAAUCAAAGAUAAUAAACGUGGUGGAAUUUGAGCCUGAGGCACAUGCAAACGGUCAUUGAAACUGAUGAUUAAAGUAAAUGAGCACCUGGCCUGUGUAUGAAUUAGCUGUUGCACAGCAUUAGGAUUUGUGUGCACACAGAAUUGCAUAGAUGGUCGUGACUCAGCGCUCGCUACGAACUGUCCAGCCAGUAAGGAAAACUGUCCUUCGUAAAUCUAAUGUUUAUUACGUUUCCUUUCGUCUUACAUUUUUUUGUCCACGUUGUGUAAAAGUAAUAUCUCUCGUGAGAAAAAGGUCUUCCUACUGCUGAUGCUCACAGUAUUCAAAUGAACACGCGAACAGUGUGCCCCAGAGAAGGCUGCCUCCAGCCUGGAUCGGACCUGGACUCCGGCCCUGUUUCGGGGCAGCCCCUGGAGAAGAUGGCGGAGACCAUUCUGACCUCCAGUGUUCAGGCCUGGCUAGAUGAUUUACAGGGAAUAAAGGAAAGAAUCCCAUUUAAGAGUAGGGGAGAGGUCUGUUGAUUUUUUUGAAAUCGAAUUACAAAGUGUCCCUCCUUUGGCUUGGGCUGGACAGUUUACUCAGUGAGCCACGGAGCAUCUUGUGUGCUCUGGUAAUAAGCCUUCUCAACAGGCGAAAGCUUCCCUUGUAAGAACUGGUGGUCUUUAUUUUUUCGGAGUCAGUAUCGGUGUUUCAAGGGGGCCAAAGAUUGACUUUGCACUAUUCCCUUUCAGUUAGAGACCACUGAUACUUUUUUUUUUUCUAAGUUAGCAAGUGUUUCUGUCUAUCUUCUUUUCAUAUACAACUUUGGAAAUCUACUUGAUUUUAGAGACUGCUCACUUGCUGCAGGGUGGGGAGUGAGUGUGCAGCAAGUCUUUAAGGGUCCCCAUCACCAACAGCAAGGCUUCCUUGCUUGCACUGUCCUGUAGGUUUUCUUUUUUUAAUAUAGGUAGGUGGGGCCCUACCCAGUAUGUGUAUCGUACUUAUGGGUAGUAUCAUUUUCAUUUAUGACUUACUGAAGUAUGAAGAAGUGUUUUGCUUUUAUCAUUCCAGUUCUGAGCUAUGACAGUUAUAUAAUUGAAGGAAACAUUUUUUCAUAAAUAUCUUUAAAGAUGACCAUCCAAUUGAAUACAGAAAAUCAAUUAUAAUUACAAGGGAGAAAACUGAUGUUUACUUUGAUCUUUAAAGUUCUGGCACCUCUUAACCUUUUAGUAACUUACAGUAUUUCUCUAUAGCUUUAAAACGUUAUAAUAGAUUAGGGAUCUGAAAUAGUCUUGAUUUUUAAACCAAAGAUUUUCUAAGGCCUUAAAACAUUCUGUAGGCUAACCAAUUUAAACUUACCUGGUUAUCUAAUCAAAGAAUAUUCUUUGCAUUUUUAAAUUGCUGUUUUUAAAAAUCUUUUAAUUUCCCAUUUUGUAAAAUUUUACAUUCAUAUUUGAAGUUGAUUUUGCAAGUAUGUCUACAUGAAAUUAUAUGUAUUGAACAAAGCAAUAUUAAUACUGAUAUUAUUAAAAUGGAUUUUGGUGCUAUAAACUUGUAGCUUAAAUCUAGUAGAAGUCUUAAGUAUAGGUGAAAUACAUUUCGUAAGGGUGCCUGUCAUUUAGAAGACCAAAUAAACAUUUUGCGUUUAAAAAAACUAGCAGAUUGUUAGAGAUUUCAAGGAGAAUUAUCUCACUUAUUAAAUUGCAAAUUCCUGUUAUUUGAAUGAAGUAACCCACAUACUCAUCUUGUGCAAUAGGUACACUCUGGAAAAGUUACAUGUAAAUAGAACUUUGUAAAUUGUUUUUCCUUUGACAGUGUCUGAUGUAUUUUCACUUAUAAAGAGGAUUCCAUGGUAUAAUAAAAAUUAUAAAAGAAAAAUGUUUUGAUAAAAUGUUAGUCAUGUUCUAUUCGUACAGUAUAUUUAAUCCUUGCUGCCAUUAAAAUAAGAUGAGAAGAUUCAUGAGAUUGCAUAAAUUCUGCUAGUUUUGGUUCUGUGCUCGCAGGGCAUGUCUCCCUGGCCCUUACGGAGUCGGGAAGCACAGGCCCCUUCCCGCAGACCAGAGGGUGGGUCGUUCUCCAGUGGGCCCAGCAGCUUCCUUCCUCUGCGAGUUCAGUCCUGUCCUUUCGCCCCUUCACUCUUUUAAAAAAAUGUUUUUCUAAUAUUAUUGAUAUAAUUAACAUAUAACUUUGUAUUAAAGGUAGACAACAUGAUGUGACAUACAUAUAUAUCAUGAAAUAUCUACCCUGAGUUAUCCGUCAGCUCACACAAAAACAAUGAUUUUUCCUUGUGAUGAGAACUUUUAGGAUCUACUCUCUUAGCAACUUUCAGAUAUGUAAUACAGUAUUCUUAACUACAAUCACCAUGCUGUCCCCAGGAUUUAUUCAUCUUCUAACAGGAAGUUUGUAGCUUUGACCACCUUCACCUGUGUCCUCCACUCUCCACCCCUACCUCUGGUAACCACCUGGCUAUUCUGUUCCUGAGAUCAGUGUUUUUAGAUAGAUAGUCCUAUAAAUGAGAUCAUACAGUAUUUGUCUUUCUCUGGCUUAGUUCACUUAGCAUAAUGCCCCUACGGCCACUUAACUUGUGCAUAGUAUUAGCUGAACACAAGGCACCCACGGAAACCAAACACACGGAUGUACCAGAACCACUAUUAUUGCCCUUGGACAAGGGUGUGAGUUCUUGGGUCUAACCAUCUAUCGAACUGUCUUCUGUCCACUCUCACUGAGCAUUCAUGUUUCUAGAUCAUUCUCACCGUAAGACUUGCUUACCAAAGAAAUGCUUCACUAUUUUUGAGAAAAUGUUUUUAUAAGCAAAGAUUUUUAUAUUUUUAUGUCAUUUUUAUUUGGUCUUUCUUCUAUUCAACAUUAGAAUUCAGCUCCAUAAGUCUGAUACUCAAGUAUUACUGAUUAAUAUUAAAUAUACUUAAAUAUUGUGUUAUUAAACUUGAUUCGUAAUAGUGAAGUUUCUUUUGAAGACUAUGUACUAUGGGCAUUUAGAACUUACCACGUCAUACUGAGGUAAUUUCAAUAAAGUUUAUCAAAUAUUCUA
This is a messenger RNA of Leptonychotes weddellii (Weddell seal), 5243 nucleotides long. NCBI's taxonomy places the organism in Eukaryota, Metazoa, Chordata, Mammalia, Carnivora, Phocidae. The record is from RefSeq and is a predicted model, not a curated record.